Molecule: messenger RNA, 1651 nt
Organism: Ochotona princeps (American pika)
Lineage: Eukaryota; Metazoa; Chordata; Mammalia; Lagomorpha; Ochotonidae
Gene: WDR77
Product: WD repeat domain 77
Exons: 10
Coding region: 135-1163 (342 amino acids)
Biological process (GO): oocyte axis specification
Cellular component (GO): methylosome
Molecular function (GO): protein binding
Source: RefSeq, a predicted model, not a curated record
CGAGAAGUAGAGUGACGGUAGUUCCCGGAUCGGGGCGGAGAGGCUGCGGUGCACCACGUGGGAUUGCCGCCGGGGCUGACUCUCCGGCUGGCGCGUCCGGCUACUGCGUCUAGGGUCAAGUGGGAACCGUGGAGAUGCGCAAGGAAACGGCUCCUGCGGUAGUGCCCCCGGCGGCCCGCGAGUGGAACCUUCCCCCUAAUGCGCCCGCCUGUAUGGAACGGCAGUUGGAGGCUGCGCGGUACCGGUCCGAUGGGGCGCUGCUCCUCGGGGCCUCCAGCCUGAGUGGCCGCUGCUGGGCCGGCUCCCUAUGGCUUUUCAAGGACCCCUGUGCCGCCCCCAACGAGGGCUUCUGUUCCGCCGGAGUCCAGACAGAGGCCGGAGUGGCAGACCUCACGUGGAUCGGGGACAAAGGUAUCCUGGUGGCUUCUGAUUCAGGUGCUGUUGAACUUUGGGAGCUGGAUGAGAAUGAGACCCUGAUUGUCAGCAAGUUCUGCAAGUAUGAGCAUGACGACAUUGUGUCCACGGUCGGUGUCCUCAGCUCGGGCACGCAGGCCGUCAGCGGCAGCAAAGACUUCUGCAUCAAGGUUUGGGACCUUGCUCAGCAGACAGUACUGAAUUCCUACCGAGCUCAUGCUGGGCAGGUCACCUGUGUUGCCACCUCUCCGCACAAGGACUCUGUGUUUCUCUCAUGCAGUGAGGACAGUAGGAUUUUACUUUGGGAUACUCGCUGUCCCAAGCCGGCAUCACAGUUGGGCUGCAAUGCCUCUGACUACCUUCCCACUUCACUGGCUUGGCAUCCUCAGCAGAGUGAAGUCUUUGUCUUUGGUGAUGAAAAUGGGACUGUCUCUCUAGUGGAUACCAAGAAUGCCAGCUCUGCCCUCAGUGCAGUAGUGCACUCACAGUGUGUCACCAGGCUGGUGUUCUCCCCGCAUAGUGUACCCUUCCUGGCCUCUGUGGGUGAAGACUGCUCACUUGCUGUCCUGGACUCAAGCCUUUCUGAGGUGUUUCGAAGUCAGACCCACAGAGACUUUGUGAGAGAUGCGACCUGGUCUCCACUCAAUCACUCCCUCCUUACCACGGUGGGCUGGGACCAUCAGGUCAUCCACCACGUUGUGCCCACAGAGCCUCUCCCAGCUCCCGGACCUGAGAAUGUUACUGAGUAGUUUGAAUUUCAGACAAAAAUCUAAUCUGUUCCUCUGCCUCACCCCCUUUGCAUGUGCGACCUUAGACAUGAGGUCGAUGUACCAGAUCUGUGCCGCUAAGUGGCGCUGUCUCUGCCAGAGGGAGGCUGGGUUCUAGAAGCCUGUUACAGGGAGGGGAGACUUGGAACACAGAUGUGUAAGUGCUCUAGAUGUGUAGGCGUAGCUCUGCAGGUUUUGGUGGCAGGAGUAAUAACAAAUCCAUCCCACAUCUUGCAUAAACACUGUCUCCAGCCUCCCUCCACCUCGAUUUCCUCUAGCUUCCCCUGCAGCUGAGUUUAUAUCCCUACAUUUUUGGAAGCACCUUUCAAUGCUACUCAUAGGGAUAAGAGCAACUUUUUGUUUGUUUGUUUUUCUUUGUUUGAGCUUUUUUUUUAUUCACAAAAUUCCAAACCAGCCACUUUGAGGAAGAGGUGGGAUAUGUCACAGUUGUACACAAGCUCCUUACCAUC